This is a messenger RNA of Brienomyrus brachyistius, 6931 nucleotides long. RefSeq lists its product as uncharacterized. The transcript has 2 exons. NCBI's taxonomy places the organism in Eukaryota, Metazoa, Chordata, Actinopteri, Osteoglossiformes, Mormyridae. Bases 112 to 3729 code for a protein of 1205 amino acids. Gene Ontology annotation, cellular component: nucleus. The record is from RefSeq and is a predicted model, not a curated record. Gene Ontology annotation, molecular function: DNA-binding transcription factor activity, RNA polymerase II-specific; RNA polymerase II transcription regulatory region sequence-specific DNA binding. Gene Ontology annotation, biological process: regulation of transcription by RNA polymerase II.
UUCUGUUCCGGCGGCGACACAAAUGAGAAAAAAACGUCACGUCCGACGUCGGCGUACCGACCGCCCGGUGAGCGGUUUGGCUUAGGGGAGCAGGGGGAAUGCGACCUAAACAUGGCCGCUCGGCAUUCACCGGAGCCCCGGACAGAGCAGAAGCAGUCUUCCAUUGCACCCGAUGAGGAGACGGGGCGCACGCUGGACGGGGACGGCGAUUGCCGGCCGUGCUCGCCGAGUCUUCCCGACGCUUACCAGCGACUCGAUGGAGAAGGCGGCGAUGGACGCCGGUGCUUCGCCGCUGGGAUGCACGGCUGGAGUAACAAUCAAACAGACAAGAGUACCGAGCACCGGGGAAGCGAAACGCCGGUGCGAUCCACUGUUGUGAUAGAUUUAACCGGGUCCGAAUCGGAGGCCCAUGCGCACCCCAGGUUUGACUGCGACACUCCCCGAGACUUUGACGGAUCGAAGGCGGGCGACGAGUUGAAAGUCUACAGUGUAGCAAAGGGGAACGAUGUGCCUGCGAUUGAUCUGACAGACAAAGGAGCGGAAGAACCAAUGUCUGGCAUGGAGCAGAGAUGUCUGGAGCCACAAGAAAGGAGAAGGUUAAAAAAAAGCGAAAGCAAGCAGCUUCAUGUGAAGGAAGGCCCCAUAAUGGAUGGGAAGAUAGAUGCAAAGCAGCGCAAGAGCAGACUGGUAUGCCGUGAGUGUGGAAAGCGGUUUACUCGUCGGGAGACUUACAACCUUCAUCGGCACUUUCACACGCACCAGGACGAGUUGGCUUCCUUGACCUGCAAAGAAUGCGGCGUCACCUUCCGACACCGUAGCAGCCUAAUUAAACACCGCAGUGAGCAUAAGGAAAAGCGUGCGGCAGUAGGGCUAGAGAGGAGAUCCCACAGCAGGGAAGGGAGGUGUUUGCAAUGUGAGCACUGUGCCGAAACUUUCCUCACGCUGGGGAAGCUGAGGUGCCAUCGAUGCCAGCAGGCCCCUGAGAAGCCAUACCGCUGUCCGCUGUGCCGGCGGGAUUUUCAGUACAGGGUGUCCAUCAAUGCCCACAUGCAGACUCACUCUCUGGAAAAUCCCUUCCGUUGCCUUGAGUGCAACAAAGGCUUCUCAUGUGGCUAUAUGCUCCGCAUCCACCAGCACUCACAUGCUGCCCUAAAGCCCUUUGAGUGCCCUGAAUGUGGUAUGGUAUUCCGGCACCAUUCCGUCAUGGAGGACCACCGGCGGAGACACAAAGUGGACCGGCCCCGACAGUGUCGCAUCUGCGGCAAGCGUUUCAAAUGUGCUAGCCUGUUCCACCAGCACCAGUUCCUGCACACUGGAAAGAAACCAUUUCGCUGUCCCAUGUGCGGAAAGGCCUUUGCCUUUACUCAGAACUGGAGGGCACACUGGAGGCAGCACUGGAAGCUCACGCACGAUUGUCCUCGCUGUCCACUCUCCUUCCCUGAUUUGGCUGGCCUGCAGACACAUAUGAUGAGCCACGACAGAGAGCAGAGGUCCAGAGUGGGACUCAGAGCAAGUAUCAACAGUACAAACAGCAGUGGUACCUCGCAAAAUUCCCUCGUCUGUCCCCUCUGUCCUCUUAGUUUUUCAGAAUCAGCCAGCCUGAAAACACAUUUAUUGACUCAUGAGGCAAGCGAGGAAUUUGGAGGGCGGAGCAACAACAACAACAACGUGCGACAAGACCUUGCCCACAGCUGCCAUCAAUGUCCCCUCACCUUUCCCAGUCUGUCAAGCCUACAGAUGCACUUGUUGAGUCAUGGGACAGCGUCAAAACAGGGAUUGGCUGUGUUGGAGAGGGUAAGCACAAACAAUGGUGAGGAUAUGUCAUUGCUGGGCUGGCCAGAUCUGUUGAAUCGAAAGAUGCUGAAGUGCACUGAAUGUGGCAAGACCUUCCGCCACAGAUCGGUGCUGGAACUCCACAUGCGCAUCCACUCUAAGGAUAAACCUUUCCAGUGCAGGGUGUGUGGCAAGGGUUUUAAGUUCAGCAGCUACCUGCAGCAGCAUCUAAUCAUCCACACUGGGCAGAAGCCUUUUAAAUGCCCUGAUUGUGGCAAGGACUUUGCCUUCCUCCAGAACAUGAAAACUCACCAGAGGCUGCAUCAGCAGAAGCCGUACCGCUGCACUCAGUGCCGCAAGGGCUACAGCGAAGAGGCUGAGCUGCAGCGGCACAUGCUCUCCCACACUGGCGAGAAACCUCACAAAUGCCAGCUCUGUGACAAGAGCUUUGGGUUAGCGUAUUUGCUGCGGGACCACUUGAACACCCACACUGGGGAGAGGCCCCAUCGCUGUACAGAAUGCCACAAGUCUUUUCCCUGGUUAAGUAGCUUGCUAGUGCACCAGAAGAUCCAUGCUCGCAAACGUCAAGGACUCAACCAGCCGCUCUCUAUGUCCUUGGCACCCCAGAGAGGAAGAGGAAGGGGCAGAGGGUCUAGGGGCAGAAGAGGGAACAGGUGGGCUUCAGGCUGGCCCCGGUGGGCAGGAGGGGAGGGCACUGAAAUGCCUGAUCACUCGGCAACAUAUUUAGGUCGGCUACCUGUAGGACAGGAAUGGCUAGAAAAAGCAUCCCAUCAUCCUUCGCCGACAUUUUUUGAACCCCAGUGGCGGCAGCAGCCGCAAUGGCAGUCAGAAGUAGGAGGGAGGCCAGUUGUCACCCAACAGCCGCCGUCAGGCUGGAUCAGUUCACCUCCAUCAAGCCAAGGCAAUCAAGUUGCAGUUCAGUACAGUGAGACCCAUUCCCAUCAAGCAGAUGGAGCUUCUGUAUGGGGAACCCAGGCAUCUGCAAUUCCAUCACAGAAGCCUGUGCCCCUGGACCCACCUGGGGAGGAACUGAAGCAACAGAAAGAGUUGCAGCAGCAGCAACAGGCUUUGAGUUGGACUAGUCAACCACCAUCUACACCAGGCCAAACCACAGUCCAGUAUGAGGAAGCCCAUCCUCGAUGCAGUGAAGGAACUGCUGUGUGGGAAUUCAGUACUCCUCCAAAAGUACCAGAGAAUUCAUCAGAAAAACCUGGGCAAAGCCAGCAACAACUCGUGGGCUGGUCAAUUACUUCCACUCCAACAGCUGUGAGCCAACCUGCAGCUCAGCAUGAGGACCCGCAUAAGGUUAAAGACACGUCCACAUGGAGCUUGCAGGCAAAGUCUGCUCAACUCCAAACUCUUACCUCAUCAGACAAUUCGGAUAUUAGCCAAAAGCAGCAACAGCCUUUCAGGUGGGCCGGUACAUCAAUGUUAGCAUCUGGGAGCAAAACUACAGCAUGUUAUCAGGAUUGUCAGCCUCACUGUGGGGAUGGCACUGCAACCUGGGGGCUCCAAACAUCACCAGUUGUGUCCUGUGCCAAAAGUCUGCCGGAAAAACCUGCAAACAAAGGGCAGCAGCAUCUAGUAGCAAAAGACUACCAAGUUACUCCUAAGCCAGCCACCCCCUUCCCCUCUGCUCCCCCUCAGAUUGCCUUCCCCCUCCAGUCUUGUUAUUCAGAUGCAUUCAGCGCGUGCAUGCACCCUCAAAAUAGCUACCUCACCCAAAAGACUCCGCUCUCUGAGGAGCAUGCAGGUCCCCGGACUUUACCCGCAGUGCAGCGAUCUGAACUCCGUGACCCUCAUGGAAUCCACCCUCCCACCUCUUUGCCAUUUUCCCCAAACCGCCUUCUCCAGUGCAUGAUCUGUGGACAUACUUUACCGCGGGAAUUAGACUUGCACAUCCACUAUAUGCAACAUGCACAGGGAGAGAUUUGACAGCACAUACAGAGAAGACCUAAACUCUACUGAAUGAUGCAUAAGAUGGAUUGGCACAUAGGCUGCACUUGCCAAGAAUUUGUUUAAGGCAUUUUUUAACGUAAAAAGUAAUUUACAGAUAUUUAAAAUAAACUGCAAAGAUAUCAGUAAUGUCCAGUGUACAUAUAACUUUUUAUUGCUGAAUAGUAGCUGCGUCUUAAUCUGACACACAAUUAUUAAAUGACUACCUGGGACAGAAGCUAUCUGAUGAACUAUUUCAGAAUCUCGUACAGUUCAUGCUGAACUUUUGGCACACAAAGCUUUUUGAUAUGGUGGUAUAUGAAUGGUUUCAGUUAUGGACGUACAAGUAGAAAUUGAGAUCCAUUUGUAUAAUUCAUUGUUGAUUUAUGAUAAAUGCUUAACAUAAAAUCUUUAUCUUUUUUUUACGUUCUCAAAUUUAGCUGAAAGUCCUUUCUGUCAGUGUGUCAGUAGUGUUUUAUAAAGCAGUGUUUCUCAAACCAGUCCUUGGGAACCCGCAGAUGGUUCAUGAUUUUGCUGUCUCUCAAUUCCCUGGGGGUUGGAAGGAAGCAGAAACGUUCCCAAGGGCUUGUUUGGGAUGCACUGUUAUGAAGUGCUUGACACCACAGGUAUUAGUAUUUUCCUUAAUGCCAGGUUUGGAUGUCUUGAUCUUUCUGUUGAACGUUGUUGUUUUUGGUCAAAUGAUCUAUUUAAAAUUCUUUACUUUUAUGUGAGCUAUUGUUUUUUUUUUCUUCAAAAAAUUGCGUGGUGAACUUCAUUUAUAUUUAUUUGUGGCAAAACGGUUGCAGGGAGAAAAUUAGGGCUUUUUCAAAUAAAACCCUCCCUGCUCCCACUCCAUCAUGGAGUGCACUCUGUUUGUAGCUGCUCUCAGCUGAAUGGAGUUUCCUUCCUUAUGGUGUAGUGGUAUGAAUACAGCAGCAAGAUUUGGGACAAACUUCCCUUUCUCCGGUGAAAAUUGGAACUCAAAUAGAAUCGUAAGUGUUGUUACCAUGGUUUCUUUUGAACAUAUUUUGGAAUUGCCAAUAAUUGCCAUGAUCCAUGAGUUAUUAGAAAAUGAGAGAUCUUGCAGAGGUGCAUCUUAAAAAAAAUUGAAUAUUGUGGGAACAAUUUAAGAAAGUGAAAAUGUAUUAUAAUAUAGACUCAUUACACGCAAACUAAAAUGUUUCAAGCAUUUUUCCAUUUUCAUUUUGAUGAUUAUGGCCUACAGCUCACACAAUGUAAAUAAAAACAUCUCAGAAUAAUAGAAUAUCUCAUUUUGACUUAAAUUGCUAUUAAAACAGUAUAAAUAUUGUCUAUCUCUUAGUCUAGUUCAGUACACGCAGUCACAGUCAUGGGGAAGACUGCUGACUUGACAGUUGUCCAGAAGAUGAUCGAGAUCCUCCACGAGGAGGCCACAGAAGUUCACUUCUAAUUUAUGUGUAUUACCUAAAAAUACAACAUGUAUAUGUAUCAGAUUUCAGUUCUGGGAAUUAUCACUUGCCACUACAUCAUUUCAUGCAGCUUGGCCUGAUUGGUUAAGGUUAGGGGAGCCUUUUACUAUUGGCUGAGCAGGUGGUUGCUUAGGGUCCCUGAAUCACCUGUGUUGUAUAGGAAGUGAAAUAGUCAGCAGUUUUUCAGAAGGGAUUCCCCCGAAUUAUGCUGUGCCUGAGGCCCAUUGCGCUUGCCCUGAUUAAUGUAUCAGAUCGAGCAAUGCAGAGUCGAAUAAUUUGGGCUCUCAACUUUACUCCUUCAUGGGCACUUAUAAAGUAUCCUUUUAAAAAUGCUCUUUACCGUCAUUUAUGUCAUUUUUAUACUUUUUAAAGAUAUAAGAAAAAAGUAUAUCAGCUGUUUUGUUGCUAUUUUCACAUUUAGAUUUAAAUUGGAUAUCAAAAUGUACCUCUAAUAAGAAAUAUGUGGGUGUUAUAUUAUGUAAACCCAUUUUCCCUUCUAGAGAAAAUGAGGAAUUGGGAAUUUGGUUUUCAGGAUAACUCAACAUAAAGCACAAUUUAAAACACAACACAUUUAAAGUUUGCAUUGCAAAGAUAUCAAAGAUUUUGAUAUGGUGGUAUAUGAAUGGUUUCAGUUAUGGACGUACAAGUAGAAAUUGAGAUCCAUUUGUAUAAUGUGUGUAACAUUGCAAAAUUACACACAUUUUAAAUUGAAAUAUGACUUGGGUAUUUUUGUAGUAUUAAUUAAUUUGGUCAUAAUCCUAGAAAGUCCUUCACAUCUUGUGAAUGUAAUGAAAUGCAAUUUUAUGAAUUCUUUGAAAUAUGCGUUUCUUUGAUAAUAUUUUAUAGUAAUUUAUAUGGUUUUCUAGCAUCAUGAAAUGCACAGUUAGUCUGAACAGUUCCGUUAAUAGUUCAAUCAGAGUUUUGCUACUGUUUAGGUUUUAUGUUAUGUAUCUUUAUUUUAGUAGUUCUGAAAUGGCUGUAGAUUCAGUAGGCAAAGUGUGGAGGGCUAGGUCAGGGUGCAUUUUCUCUAUAUAUAGGUUACCUGCUACGAUGGUAUACGCAUGGUAUAGAGGUGAACUGGAUGGGUGCCUUUCCUUACUUAUGCUUUGUAUAUGUGAGAGCCUUGUAAUGGGGUAAUCCUCCAUUCAGUUUCCUUUAAUUCUGUUCAACGUUCCAUUUAUUUCUUACCCUUUUAUGGGUGAGCAGUAUGGAAAUAAACACAAAGAUCAUCCCAGUAUUCAGAAUCAGAAAAAAACUUUAUUGAUCCCAUGAGAAAAUUGCUUAUGCUACAACUGUACAGACAGUCAGACACCAGUAGGCACAACGAACACUAUAAAGCUGGAAGGGAAGUAGUAUGACAAAACAGAAGUUAAAAGAGAAUUAAAUAAAUUCUUAAAUGUAAGAAAACAGAACAGGUAUCAAAUAAAGUACAGUAUACCUCUAAGUAACACCUAGUUACCUAGUAUUAUAACACAGUGUUAUUAAUAUUGCACAUGCUGUAGUUUUGCAUAAUCAGCAAGACUGCAGAAGUUACUACACGAAUUACCAGCAGCAGACCAGUUAUUGCUCAAACUUAGAAGUAUAUAGGAACAUACCGAAAGACAUAGUAAUGAAGGGGGCUAAAUAACUGUUUCAAUUUUUGGAUAAGUGACAUUCAGAGGAUUCUGUUGGUGGUGGGGAGGAAGGAUUUCCUGUGGCACACUUCAUGGUAGUCAGUCUGCAGUUGAAGAUGCUUCUCUGUCUAACCACAACCC